UAUGUAUUAGGCCUGUGGCGUGUCUCUUUCCUUGCCUUUCCUCCUUGCUCGUCUCUCUAUCUUCACAUUCUUCCGUCGACGAGACUCCAACUCUUACAAACAAACGACACCCUUGUCUAGUUGUCUUCCUGGUUGCUGUCUUGGUGUACGUCUACAAAUGGCGAUGCUCAAUGUCUGUGCUGGUCAUGGUAUGAGUAUUUAUCCCGCUCUGCUUCCUUUCUCACCAACUCUGUCCAAACUAUACACUGGCCCAUGGGCUGCUCCGAGAAGAAGACUGCUUAUCAGUCCGGCUUUUGCAAUGAAGAAGGAGACAGCUGCUACAGUUAUUGCUGUGGCUGCUGACAAAGAAGAAGAAGAAGAAGAAGAAGAAGAAGAAAUGGAGGAGCCCGGUGAGACCCUAUUGUACUCCUUCACUCCUUUGCCUUUGCUCUUUGUGGCUGCCCUUCCUGGAGGUGGAGCUGUGAGAUCUGUGUUUGGGCCUUUUGUUGAGCUUGUUAAGUCAUUCAAUCUUCCCGACUGGCUUGUACAUUGGGGUCACCCGGGAAACAUGGCAGUUGUGCUCUUUGCAAUGGGUGGGUAUGGAACAUAUCUAGGCUUCCGGAUACGAUUUUCUGAUGAUGUGGAAGAGAAGGCUAAUGCCAAAAACUUGCACCCCAAGCUUCUAGGUGGGAUGUUCUUCUUCUUUGCUCUUGGAGCAACUGGUGGAAUUACGUCUCUCCUCACUUCAGACAAACCCAUCUUUGAGAGUCCUCAUGCUAUUACAGGUUUCAUUGGCCUUGCUCUCUUGACCGUACAAACCAUAUUACCUGCACUUUUUGAGAAUAAUCCUGGAUUAAGAAACGCUCAUGGUAUCUUGGGUAGCGGGAUAAUGUCAUUGUUUCUCCUGCACGCUGCCCUUGGACUUCAACUUGGCCUCAGUUACUAAUCAUAUAUGACCUUCUCCACGCCUACUCCUCCCCACUUUUGUUUUGUAAUUCAUUUUUCUUUAUAAAUUAAUAGUCCACAUUUAAUCUUUC
Molecule: messenger RNA, 1016 nt
Organism: Alnus glutinosa
Lineage: Eukaryota; Viridiplantae; Streptophyta; Magnoliopsida; Fagales; Betulaceae
Exons: 6
Coding region: 158-925 (255 amino acids)
Cellular component (GO): membrane
Source: RefSeq, a predicted model, not a curated record